Messenger RNA from Gadus macrocephalus (Pacific cod), 807 nucleotides. It is a transcript of the gene timm9, whose product is annotated as translocase of inner mitochondrial membrane 9 homolog. The record is from RefSeq and is a predicted model, not a curated record. The coding region runs from base 186 to 455 and encodes 89 amino acids. The transcript has 5 exons. NCBI's taxonomy places the organism in Eukaryota, Metazoa, Chordata, Actinopteri, Gadiformes, Gadidae.
GAAGUAUUCCCCGUCUUUGCUGUCACAUGUCCUUGGGUCCAGAAUCCUUCUUCACAAUUCCCUCCCUCUGUUUGCUGAGAUAGACAGGAAACGAAACCUACACUGGACGAUGUGGAUCUACUGAGUUAAAAUCUGUCUUCUUGGUUGAUCACGCAAACUCAGGUCCCUCUUCCCUGCUAUAAACGAUGGCUGCUCAGGCGACCGAAUCGGACCAAAUCAAACAGUUCAAGGAGUUCCUGGGAACGUACAACAAGCUGACGGAGAACUGCUUCAUGGACUGUGUGAAGGACUUCACCACCAGAGACGUGAAGCCUGAGGAGACCAGCUGUUCUGAGAGCUGCCUCCAGAAGUACCUGAAGAUGACCCAGAGGAUCUCGCUGCGCUUCCAGGAGUACCACAUCCAGCAGAACGAGGCGCUGGCAGCCAAGGCCGGCCUGCUGAUUCAGCCCCACUAGGGUUCCGAGCGGGGCCCCGCUGGGCUCAGCCCCCCCCCCCCUCCCCUCCAUCCACCAGGAGGACUCCGGCGCUGGUCUCGGGGGUCCGGCACCACUUCAGUUCCAUCACGUUCUCAUCUUGCCUGAGACCCCAGGAACUGUUCUGCCACAAGCUGUAGGAGCGCUCUGAAAGGAGAGCUGCCUAUUGGUUGAAGUCACUCUCCCUCCCCCCACGGGGUUUGGUGUCACCGGAGCAUUCAUUUCCUGUUUGUACAGGAAGCAGCGGAUCAUGUGACCAAGGCCUGGGACUUUUGUUUACGUUCAGGAUUAUUCUGUGUGUCUUUUGUUUAAAAUAAAUGUUACUUCAGUUAAA